GUUUUCCUGAAUUUUGUCCGAUUCGAUCCCGGAGUCUUGGUCGGAUUCUCAAUCUAUUUCUUUUUUGCGGACUGCCGGCUGCUAUUCGGGGCCGAGGUGUCAUUAGCAUAUCGCAACGCGCCGCCCGGCCGAGUGGGCCGCUCAGUCCGGAUUCAUUCCCGAAACAGCCGUCCGAUUCUCAACUGAACCGUCCGGGGUGUUGGCGUUCCGGCAUCCCCACACCUCCGCGCACCGGGUGUGGCACACCAACAUACAUGCUUUGCCAUGGACGCUAUGGAUACUGAGUCCGUCCAGAGCGGGCGGACCCAAGACAAAGCUUCUCGCAUUGCGAAGGCCUGUCUCCGAUGCCAAUCGAAGAAGAUCAAGUGCGAUGGAAGGACUCCAUCAUGUACACCUUGCGUCAAUCGCAGUCAGGAGUGCGUGUACCAGCAGGUACAGAGGCGCCGUGGGCCUGGUCGAAGCAAAAUGUACAUCCAAGCUUUAGAAGAACGGCUAUCAAAAAUGGAAGCCGUACUCAAUCAAGCUGGGCUUCCAAGACCAGGGGCACCGCCGACAAGAAUAUCACCGUCAGAAACUGACGCUGCGUCCGUUUCCGUGUUUGCAGGCCCGGCCAUACCAAACAGCACAGUUCCUAUACCGAGUCACCGACUGGAUGCCGCACAAGCUGCAGCCAGUCAUGUUCCGUCAGAUCACCCAAUGGGCGAUGAAGCCGUAUCGUCGGCGCCUAAUUCAAGAAGUAGCCAGACACCCGUUCCUCAGCCUCGGGAGAUCCCCGAACCGCCGUCACAACUUUCGGGGAAGAUGCCAGUUUUUGCCGUAAUUGCAAGCCGUAUGAGAGAGGUCAAUUCCGCCUCUUACUGCUCUACAUUCAACAGACAAGUCUUCACUCCUCGACUCGAAAGGGAGGAGGCCAUCACUAUUUUGAUGCCUCUCUACGACGACGUCAUCAGCAAUUACCCGCUUUUGAACUUUCAUUACUUUGUGCGUCACUUCGAAACAUUACCGGAAGCGGAUGAUACUUUCAAUAGUACGUCGGGAUGGGCAUACAUGAACGCCGUCAUCUCUGUGGGGACGCGGUGGAAAACCAUCAACAGUGCGUUCCAGGAAGUUUGCCAACUUGCCUGGCCUUUCUUCAAAAAUGCAUUUUCUGUCCUGACAGAGCUGAUGGUGAAGGGUGGCGACUUGCUCUCUGUACAGGCCAUUGUCGCCAUGGCGGUUUUCAUGCAAGGAACUACAUGCACCAGAACUGCGACUAUGCUAUCUUCUGCGGCAGUAAGACUGUCUCAAAACAUCGGGCUACAUCGGCAGCCUUGUACAAUGAUGUCCAUGUGUGCUCAGGAUGUUGAAGCACGGAGUCGGGUGUUCUGGGCGGCCUACAUACUGGAUAAAGAAACGGGUCUCAACCAUGGCCUGGAUUCGAUACAAGAUGAUGACGACAUUGAAACCGAACUGCCCAGCGGUUGGGGAGAAGGUGUUGACAUAUUAAACCUCAGAGCGAAGCUUGCGAUGGUAGAGUCUUCAAUCCGAAGACGAUUGUACACGGCGAAAGGACUCCGCCUUACCGACGCUGAUCUGGUUAAGGCCAUCAUCGAUUUAGAUGCUCUUCUUGAGGAGUGGAGGUCAAGUAUGCCCGCAAACCUCCAACCAUCAUAUGAAGCCCCUGCAUCGGGGUCAGACAUUGCACCGGAUAUUCUGAAUCUGCAGUUGGCAUUCUAUAGGUGCACGAUGAUGGUGCACUGGGCGGCGAGACGGCAUGACCAAUACUCGACUGUAGCUGUCCUCAUGGGAACGCCCGCUGGUUUCGAAAUGCCCUACAUUCAGCUGUCCUUUUCGCAGAAGCGAUGCCGCAUGGCGGCGCACGCGACCUUGGGACUAUUUAGGACCAUUUCAACGCCGCAAUAUGCAGACCUAUGGCGAAUCUUGUGUUACCCCCUUUGCGCAAGCAUUACUCUUUUGACGGAUGUGCUCGAGACUCCAGGCUCUGCUCGUGCUCGAGGGGACUUAGCAGCAACGAGAAAUUUCGCCCAUUUCCUUCAAAAGUUCGAAAAGUCUGAAGGUUGCGACUUGAAGCGUGUAUUGACGGCGUGCGCCAUGAUGCAACGGACGGCGCAAUAUGCCGUCGAUGAUGCCCAGAAUAUAAUGCGCGCCCAGAAUUUGGUCGGCAACAACGGCGGCGGUGUGCCACUCAUACCGGGUUUUAGUCUCAGUGAAGAUGCACAGGUUUUGCAAUCAUUGCUCGGCACGGCAACACAUCCGAUGUAUCUUGUCCAAGGACUGAUGGGAAAUUUGCCCAACCGAGAUCAAAAUCUCACAAUGAGGCUUGCGCAACUUCUUGGUACUCCCUUUGAGAGUGGCAAGCCUGGUAGCCCACUCGGAUCUCAACCUUUGCAACCGGAGACGUACGGUUUUGGGUUUGGACAAGGCCAGGCUGGUAAUGACCCGACGGCCAACUGGUCUUGAGAUUGGUAGAUUUCGUCCAGCAGACUGGAGCAGACCUAUGCUGCACGAGUUUACCACAUCUAACGAUGGGAAUUAUCCGGAGUUAUAUGUGCUCGCUUCGGAAAAUGAAAGGUGCCUGAGAGGUGCCGAGACAAUAUCGCACCAUCAUCGGGGACCUGAGUUGAGCUGGUCUACCAGCGUUCCAUCAGGCAAGGGUCCGGAAUCUUAGAUGGGAAUUGAAGCCAAGACGUGGCUGUUAUUUUAUAUACGUCCCGCGCCGC
This is a messenger RNA of Colletotrichum scovillei, 2720 nucleotides long. RefSeq lists its product as uncharacterized. Gene Ontology annotation, molecular function: DNA-binding transcription factor activity, RNA polymerase II-specific; zinc ion binding; DNA binding. Gene Ontology annotation, biological process: regulation of DNA-templated transcription; DNA-templated transcription. The coding region runs from base 265 to 2460 and encodes 731 amino acids. The transcript has 5 exons. Lineage: Eukaryota; Fungi; Ascomycota; Sordariomycetes; Glomerellales; Glomerellaceae. The record is from RefSeq and is a predicted model, not a curated record.